Neoarthrinium moseri is the source of this 3819-nucleotide messenger RNA. RefSeq lists its product as uncharacterized. The transcript has a single exon. Bases 1 to 3819 code for a protein of 1272 amino acids. NCBI's taxonomy places the organism in Eukaryota, Fungi, Ascomycota, Sordariomycetes, Amphisphaeriales, Apiosporaceae. The record is from RefSeq and is a predicted model, not a curated record.
AUGGAAGGCAGUCCAGGAUCCUCGCGACCCGCGCUCGGUCAGGUAGCGGACUUGGGUGCAUUUUACGAUGCCCGAACCGACUCAUUCUUGCCUACUAACCUGAUCGCCGGUAAUCCGCCACCCUCGAUAUUGAGGUCGUCAACUCAAAAAAGCCAGCAGGCUGUGGUCAUCAAUGGUGAUUCCCUUUCCAAGAAGCUUGCGGCUCUUGGUGUUGAUGAUGACCUUGCCGCGAGUAUACUUGCCCGCCUUGUUCCUCUGUCCGGCGCAAGCACUUACCUGACUUCAACCCGCCGCAGCGAGGCCACGAUUGAGGGCGCUGUCAGAUUCACAAUCACCACGGAGCAAAUGACUCUCCAAAUUGGGAGCGCUGACAUACGGCCUCACAUAUCCGCCCAUGCAUUCCAAAACGGAAACGCCACACACGUGGUCUUGGGUAUAACCUUCGGGGCUGAGUGCAUCAUUGGCGCCCAAGCGCCUUGUGGUAAAGACAUUGCCCAGUCCCAAGGCCUCCUGUGGCCGAAAUUGUCGAAGCUUGCUGCAUACUGUGAGGGCAAUUUGGUCACUACGUCUAUGGUCAAGCUCAAGGAUCGGACUUCCACUACUGAUGCAGACCUUGGUGAUGAGUUUCACAAUCUUGACAUAGCAAUUUUCUCAGACGUUCCUGAACACGGUUCUUUCAAAAAGAUUAGUGGAGAUACACUCUCAGGUUUCAUUCGGAGUUUCCCUUCGGCAAUCAAAGCAACCUCUGGGGGUCGAGGUGUAAAUCUCACGUAUACUCUUGCCUCACUAGAGUGGGUUUCUUACAUUCUGAACAUCAACAGCAGACCUCGGAUCUCUCUGACACAUCCUCCCCAAGGUAUGAUUAAGUCAUUCAUUCACCUCUAUCAACGCUGGCUGGACAUCGGAAGGCACAUCCAAGAUUAUGUUGAUGAGGUAGAAACCUGCCGAGGCUGCAACUUUUGCUCUACCCAUACUGAGCUUAGUGAUGUCCAAGACCAACUCGAGAGGGCACUUGCGAAGAAAUCCGCGUUGCGAAUUGAAUUUGCUCGAAUUCUUUUAGGUAUUCGAUCCUCGACGUCAACAGCCGAAGAACUACGUUCAUUUGUGGCCCAGUCAUAUUCUGGGGCUUUGACUCCCAAAUCGAUUUCGAAUCUACUGACCCAGGCAAAGGACAAGCUCUACUUUCGAAAGCAACUGUUGACUUCAGGAGGUCAGUACCUCGACUUUGACGGGGCCAAGGAAGCCAUCUCGGUCGGAAGUAACAUAUAUAUCCUUUACUUCAAUGUGGAUACGAAGAAAGACGAGGACUCGUGGAAUACCAAUCGCGAAAUCAUCACAAGAUUACUCAAUCGAAACUCUGGUGAUUACUUGGUCGCCGUUGCCGAGUGCUCCGCUCAGGAACUAUCUUUAUUGAAAUCUCGGAUCACAUUCUACCGUAGUGGUGGGGUCAUUACUUUCGACAUGCGUGAAGGUAUGGAUCUCGUCGAUCAGUGCUUUGCACAAUACGAUACGAAACUUCUCGAUACCAGCAAAUGCAAUAUGCCGCAGGGUCGGAAGCCAUUGAGACUCCCAUGUCCCCACACCACAUGCGACAAGACUCAAGUCUGCGACUGGACCUGCUAUAGCUGCAGAAUGCCGCUAGAAUACUGCGACAAGUACAUGUAUUGCGAAUGUGGUCGAGUUAAAGCAAGCGACUUCACGUGGCAAUGCAACAGCCUUGACCAUGGAAAAGAAUUUGUGAAGCACAGAGCGCCUGCUUUGACAACGAGUCUUAGGUCACUGGACUCAUAUAAGGAGAGGAACAUUCUGGUCCUCGGAGAGACCGGCGUUGGCAAAUCGACAUUCAUAAACGCCUUCCACAACUAUAUGCAGUUCGGCUCGCUUGAUGAUGCACUUGGGCACAAUGAGCUUAAGUUCCUUAUUCCAAGCUCGUUUUCUAUGCAGUACAUUGAUCGUUCUAGGCACUCGAACGGUUCGUUCAUUCAGUGUGACGUGAAAGUCGGCGACAAUGAAUCUGAGAAGGAUGGUUCUCGGGGAGACUCGGCCACACAGAAGGCUACGCCAUAUCGCAUGCGAUUUGGCGAUUUACUCAUUCGACUCAUCGACACUCCGGGAGUGGGAGACGUACGAGGCAUUGAAGCUGACCAGAAGAAUUUGGCCAGCAUCUUGGGCACCAUUAGUCAAUAUGAGGCCAUCCAUGGGAUCAUCAUCCUACUGAAACCUAACUCCUCUCGUCUCAGCCUGAUGUUUCGCUUCUGCGUCAAGGAGCUGCUCACCAACCUACACAAAGAUGCAGCCAAGAACAUCGUGUGGGGGUUUACAAAUACAAGGCAAUCCAACUAUAUGCCUGGAGACUCUUAUAAGCCUCUGGAAAGACUCAUCUCGAAACACAAGUCCCUCGGGCUGGAAUUGUCUCCAGAGACGGUUUUCUGCUUUGACUCUGAAAGUUUUCGAUGCCUGGCGGCCAAAAAGCAAGCUGGUAUCGAUAUGGACAACCUGGACGACUUCCGUCUCAGCUGGAAGAGAUCCGUUCAGGAGGUUGACCGACUUAUGAAUCAUGUCAGCGACUUGGAGCCUCAUUGUGUCAAAAGUACGUUGAGCUUGAACAGGGCCAGAGAGCUCAUCUCCCAGCUUACGCAGCCAAUGGCAACUCUGACGGAUGCAAUCCAGCGCACUAUCAAUCUAAACAAAGACAAGAUUGACGAUCUGAGUAACGACCGGCUACAAGGCCAAGCCCUCCAAAGUUCUUUGCACUUCGACCGUAUUGACAUUGAAACCGAGCGUCUUGACUAUCCACGCACAAUCUGCAAGCACUCUGACUGCGUCGACUUGAUAGACGUAGCAGGCGUGAAGCGCCCUUUCUACCGAUCUCACUGUCAUCCUCACUGCAACCUGAUCGGUGUUGCGGAAGACGUUGUAGGCCACGCGGGCUUGAUACGUUGCACGGCCUUUGGUGGACACAAUACGUGCCACCCAUGUGGACAUCACUGGCAGGAACACAUGCAUAUUAGGUACUCUCAAACGGAGAAAACUGUGAGGGCCGUAGAUCCUGCCGUUCAAAUCAAGAUCGACGCCAAUGCAUCUGCGGUGCAGCUGAAACAGACUGCCAUUCAGAGCUUGGAAGCUCAAAUCCAGAAAUCUCAGGAAGAGUUGCAGAAGAUUCGAGAUGCAGCGAUUCGAUUCGCGUACUUCCUGAAGAGGAAAAGCAUCACGCCUUACAAUGACGCGAUGAUAGCGUAUAUUGACAUGAUGAUCAAGGAAGAACGCCAGAUUGUUGCACACGGCAAAUCAAGCAACGUCGACGUAGACAAGAAUGAAACACGGCUUCGGUCGUUGGAAGACAGCAAGCGACAGUAUGCCGAACGCAUCAAAAUUCUCGAAGAGCAGAUGGACGACUCGCCUGGAGCUCAGCUUCUCGAUGAGCAAGGUGUUGAGGACCUUAUCCAGGAACUCUACGGGAUGCAAGGUUGGGGCAGGAACUUGAAGGACUUGAGAGAUAUGGAAGAAUGGUCCAAGGCAUCGAGCUUCCGUGAGCACGAAGUCAAGCCCCGGACAAGUCAGGCGAUCCAGGGGCGUGGAUGGCUCGGCACCGUCUCUAACGGGUUUUCAGCGGCCAAGAAUUUCGUGACGGGUACCCUGACCCGAGCAACAUCGGCUUUAGGUGGUAAGUACCAGAGCGCCCACGACGCACUUCCAGGACAAGGCGGCUCCAAGAGAGGAGCGCUCACGACAAACACUGUCACUCAUCCCAAUGGGUACGACACUCGUCAGAAACGACGACGGUUGGGUGAUUACACGGCGAACCCGAGUCAACAUUAG